Penaeus monodon (black tiger shrimp) is the source of this 2016-nucleotide messenger RNA. RefSeq names its product ATP-sensitive inward rectifier potassium channel 12-like. Gene Ontology annotation, biological process: regulation of monoatomic ion transmembrane transport; potassium ion import across plasma membrane. The record is from RefSeq and is a predicted model, not a curated record. Lineage: Eukaryota; Metazoa; Arthropoda; Malacostraca; Decapoda; Penaeidae. Gene Ontology annotation, molecular function: G-protein activated inward rectifier potassium channel activity. Gene Ontology annotation, cellular component: plasma membrane.
GUGUACUAAGACCGACCAAGGCAGCACACACACUGCCUGUUGUGCUUUUCUUUAAGUUACCAGAAGAUGAAGUAACUCUCGAUCAACAUUGUACGGAAUUUAUUCACGAUGCAGAAAGUGAGUGUAUCCUUUCUGAGUUCUUACGAGUGAAGAUGAACUGAUAAACAGUGCCCAUACACAAUGUCAUCGCCGUAAAAAAAAAAAAAAAAAAAAAAAAAAAAACUCUGUUUGAACUUAAUACAAAGAAGAAAAUACUCGUUUUAUGAAGAGCGAAAGAGUGCUAAUUAGAAAAGUGGUUAACGGCACCACCGCAACAGAGCCUGGGGAGGUCAGUUACAAAACAAUGCCUCCAAAUGCGAGCGAGGUCUCCGUUGCCGUCGCGCGCGCACUCCGUCGAGUAAGGAGCCAGGCGGCCUGAGAACCAUGGCGGAGGAAGCGAAAGAACAGGCCCUAACGGCGACCAACAGCGUCUGCAGCAGUGAAGAUGAAGGGCAAGUUGACCUGGCGUUUACGUUGCUUGACCCAAUCAAACUCUCCCUGUGUCAAGAACACAUGAGUGAAGAGUACAGGCACACGCGCAUAAGCAGUAAAAAAUUUCGGAAACGCGUUGUCCAGAAAAGCGGCGAGUGUAAUGUCACGCCUUCGAACGUGGCCAAGCGCAGGAGACGGUACUUGCAGGAUAUUUUCACUACGCUCGUCGAUGUGCAGUGGCGGUGGACCCUGCUGGUGUUCGCGAUGUCCUUCAUGAUGUCAUGGCUUGUCUUCGCCGUCAUCUGGUACAUUAUCGCCUACACGCACGGAGACCUCGAGGAAGCGAAUCAGAGUGACAAAGGCUGGACCCCCUGCGUGGUGAACAUCUACAGCUUCACGUCCUGCUUCCUGUUCAGCGUUGAGACCCAGCACACCAUCGGCUACGGGUCGCGGCACACCACCGAAUACUGCCCCGAGGCCAUCAUCAUCAUGUGUGUGCAGAGCAUCACGGGGGUCAUGAUACAGGCCUUCAUGGUGGGCAUCGUGUUCGCCAAGCUGUCGCGGCCGAAGAAGCGCACGCAGACGCUGCUCUUCUCCCGCAACGCGUGCCUGUGCCUCCGCGACGGCGAGAUGUGCCUGUUCCGCGUGGGCGACAUGCGGAAGUCGCACAUCAUCGAGGCGCACGUGCGGGCGCAGCUGAUCCGCAAGCGGGUGACGCGGGAGGGCGAAGUGCUGCCCUUCUUCCAGUACGAGCUUGACGUGGGCUACGACAUCGGCGAGGACCGCAUCUUCUUCAUCUGGCCCAUGACCAUCGUGCACAAGAUCAACGAGAACUCGCCGCUCUACGACCUGUCGGCGCACGACCUGCUCAGGGAGAAGUUCGAGAUCGUCGUCAUCCUGGAGGGCGUCAUCGAAUCCACAGGAAUGACGACCCAGGCGAGGUCUUCCUACCUGCCCAACGAGAUCCUGUGGGGAUACAGGUUCGAGCCCUUGGUCACCUUCAACAAGAAUACGGGCCAGUACGCUGUGGAUUAUUCCCUCUUCAACAACACUUACCAGGUCAACACACCGCUCUAUUCCGCAAGGGAGCUCGACAGAUUAAACAGUCAAGAAUCAUCUCCAGAACGCGAUGGUGAAGACUCGGACACAACCACACCACAACAGCAUGAGACCAGUUCGCAAGUCACGCCUCUCACCCCGCUGACGCCCAUGUCCCCCCUGACGCCCAUGACGCCCACAUCCUCGACAGGAAAUGUGGGCGGGACGUGCACCCUCGACAUGCAUGGGUGCGGCCACGACACCCCAGGAGAGACACCCUCUUCCCAGCCUCUCCUGCAGGAUCACAGUCACGUCUAGCAGAUGGCCCCGGGUGCCAUGGGGUGCCCAUGUCCGUGCCUUACUGGGAUGGAGAAUUCCCUCCGCGUGCGGGGGUGCCGUGCCUCGGCCCACCCGUGCCCUUGCAGAAGUGAGCGCCGCGCCAUACCCAGCUGCACUCUGUCCCAUACCACGCAGACUUGUCCCCCUAAACUUGCUGUCUCCUCGACC